AUGGCAUUCAAGUUUGUUUUCACGCUCGCUUUCGUCGCUGCCGCCAGCGCGGGUUACGCACCCAUUCAACCAGUCUACCAUGCCGCACCUGCCACUGUUGCCGUACACGCAGCACCUGUAGCCGUUGCCCAGAAGGUCGUCGUCAAAUCGGAGGAAUAUGAUCCUCAUCCUCAAUACAAAUUUUCUUAUGGAGUUGAUGACAAAUUGACGGGUGAUUCCAAGAGCCAAGUGGAGGAGCGUGAUGGUGAUGUUGUACAUGGUGAAUACUCGCUCAUCGACGCCGAUGGAUACAAACGCACCGUUCAAUAUACUUCAGAUCCCGUGAAUGGUUUCAAUGCUGUUGUCAACCGUGAACCUUUGGUAAAAGCUGUUGCUGUAGCUCCUGUGGUAAAGACUGUUGCCCCAGUUGCUCAUUACGCAACUCCUUUGGCUCAUUAUGCUGCUCCAGUUGCUCACUACUCUGCCGCCCCAGCAGUGGUUAAGACAGUUGCCCCAGUUGCUCAGUACGCGGCACCAGUCAGUCACUAUGANGCUUUGGUAAAAGCUGUUGCUGUAGCUCCUGUGGUAAAGACAGUUGCUCCAGUUGCUCAUUACGCAGCUCCUGUGGCUCAUUAUGCUGCUCCAGUUGCUCACUACUCUGCCGCCCCAGCAGUGGUUAAGACAGUUGCCCCAGUUGCUCAGUACGCGGCACCAGUCAGUCACUAUGAGGCUCCUGCCGCCCAUUACACAUCCUACGCCGCUCCGUCCAUCGUCAAGUAUCAUCAUUAA
Ceratitis capitata (Mediterranean fruit fly) is the source of this 768-nucleotide messenger RNA. RefSeq names its product larval cuticle protein A3A-like. The record is from RefSeq and is a predicted model, not a curated record. NCBI's taxonomy places the organism in Eukaryota, Metazoa, Arthropoda, Insecta, Diptera, Tephritidae. Bases 1 to 768 code for a protein of 255 amino acids. The transcript has 3 exons. Gene Ontology annotation, cellular component: extracellular matrix.